Messenger RNA from Amaranthus tricolor (Joseph's coat), 3760 nucleotides. RefSeq lists its product as uncharacterized. Bases 889 to 2964 code for a protein of 691 amino acids. The transcript has 7 exons. Gene Ontology annotation, molecular function: protein binding. Lineage: Eukaryota; Viridiplantae; Streptophyta; Magnoliopsida; Caryophyllales; Amaranthaceae. The record is from RefSeq and is a predicted model, not a curated record.
AAUCACUUUCUCCAAAUAGUACUGCCUAUGUGCCUAUACUACUUUUUUUUUCCUUUAUUUUUCUAUGUACUAUAAUUCCCUUUUCUCAAUAGUUCUGUAGCAUGCUUUGCUUUGGUUUGCUUCUUCUUCUUCUUCUUCUUCUUCUUCUUUCCUGGAGCCAUCAACUAUACAGAAUUACAGAUAGCUCCAAAAUACAACUCCUAAAUGUUGGGUCAAUUCAAACCCACUUCUGAUUUCAAGGCAAUUUCAUAAAUUCAUUUGAGAUUCUCUUCUUUUCUCCUUUGAUUCUAUUUUUUCAGAUUUGUUUGUCAUGUUAAAAUUGAAUUUUCCUCCAUUUUUAUGGAUUUUAUAUGUGUCUUUCAAUUGAAUUCUAUGUUUUAUCAAGUGGGUGUUUUUGGGAUUGUGAUUUUUAGUUUUCCUGGAUAUUUUGGAAUUUUGGGGAUUUUUUUGGGUGUGCCCAUUUUCUGCAAAAUGCAAGUAGUAUAUCUUUUUAUAUCUAAAAAGUGGGGAUUUUUAAUUAAGUUUAAUUUGACCAUGUCAACAUGUUGAGUGUUAUGGUGUCAAAGACCAGGUUCAGUGAGUUUAUUGGAUCAGGAUCCUUGUUAGAAUUGCUUGUGUUUUGUGCUUAUUUUUUAGAAUUUUUUUCUGUUUGUUUUUUGGACUAAAAUAAUUCUGGGUGUUAAAAUACUGUUCUUGGAGUUUGCGAAUAUACAUGUUACAUUAACAUAGCAAUUGCUACUAUUUUUUUUUCUUGUUAUUUAUAAUAUUAUAAAUCUUUCCCUCACUUGGGAUUUCUUGUUUGGAGGGAAUUUAGCAGUUUUAACAUUGCCAACUUGCCAAGGGCUAUAAAAAGUUGGUUACUUGUAAAAGGGUUUGAUGGGUUGAGACAUGCUCAAGCAAAUGAUGGAUACCUGUAAUGAUCCUGGUGAAAACCAAUUUUUUGAUGCCCUUGAGGAAAUUUCUGCAAAUUCUGAUUCGGGUUUCGAUUGUUUUUGUUCCAAUUUCGCCCCUGGAGCCGGCAGUUCUGUCUCUAGUAGUUCCCAAUUUGAUGUGUGGAUACAAAAUCCCGAAAGUGUUCAGGCUCGUCGAAGUAAAUUCUUUAAUCGAUUGGGGUUCGAUGUAAAUAAGAUUUCUGGUGAUGAUGCAGAAAAUGAUUGGAUUAGUGCAAAUUUUAAUGGUGUUAUGUUGAAAGAUACAAGUUUUGAGUGUGAGUUUUCUUCAAGUAGGUCACCUAUGUCUUUCUUUUCUGUUGGUGAUUCAGAAUUCUGUGGAAAUUUGACUUGUAAAGAGAGUAUGGAUGAGGGAAUGCUCAAUUUAGGUGGUGAAAACCGAGCUAAACAAUCUGAGCACGGUUUGAGUUCUUCCUCGAGCAGUGAUCUUUCACAUGUUAAAAACCCGGCAAUGAGUCCUUUAGUGGGGCCCACGAAGAAGGUGACGAAAUGGUGGCUGAACAGACUGCGUAGCUUUAAUUGUGUCAUGGAGAGUGAAUGUGAACAAUGUAGUUAUGAUUCGUCUGCUGGAGGCAGAAUUCAGAGAGUAAAGGUGCAUCAAAAUAAAAAGCGGUCGAAAGAGCUUUCAGCCCUUUAUUACGGUCAGAAUUUCCGAGCUCAUGAGGGUGCAAUCUUAACGAUGAAAUUCAGUCCUGACGGGCAAUUCCUGGCUAGUGCCGGGGAAGACAGAAUCGUGCGAGUGUGGCAGGUUGUGGAGGAUAAUCGAUCGAAUGAGCUGGACAUCCCUGAAACCGAUCCAUCCUGUGUUUACUUCACAAUGAACCAUCUCUCGGAGUUAGAACCACUUAGCACUGAUAAAGAGAAAAACGGUAAAUUGAAGAGAAUUCCCGAUUCAGCUUGCGUCAUUCUUCCUCCGAAAGUGUUUCGGAUAUUGGAAAAGCCACUGCAUGAGUUUCAAGGCCAUACCAGUGAAGUUUUGGACCUUUCUUGGUCUAAAAUUGAUUGUCUCUUGUCUGCAUCCGUCGAUAAAACUGUUCGUUUGUGGCGAGUGGGGAUCGAUCAUUGCCUUAAUGUCUUUCCUCAUAAUAACUACGUGACUUGUAUUCAGUAUAACCCGGUUGAUGACAAUUGCUUCAUUAGUGGGUCUAUAGAUGGAAAGGUUCGUAUUUGGGAAAUAUCUCAUUGCAAAGUAGUCAAUUGGAUUGAAACUAAAGACAUUGUUACCGCAGUCUGUUAUCGCCCGGAUGGCCAGGGUGGAAUUAUUGGCUCGCUUGCAGGGAGUUGCCGUCUUUACAGCAUAUCAAAUAAUCAAUUGGAGCUAGAUGCUGAGAUUUUUUUGCACAAUAAGAAAAAGUCGUCUGGGAAACGGAUAACAGGCUUCCAGUUCUUCCCUCAAGAUCCAAGCAAAGUGAUGAUUUCAUGUGCUGAUUCACAAGUUAGGAUUCUUCAAGGUGUGAAUUUGAUAAGCAAAUUUAAGGGGCAUCGGAGAACGGGAGCGUACUGCACAGCAUCAUUCACUGCCGAUGGAAAGCACAUAGUCGCUGCAUCCGAAGAUUCCAAUGUCUACGUUUGGAAAUGCAAUGAUCAGGAUUACACAGACUCAUCGCGCAUAAAGAAGAUAACAUCGUCCGAGCGAUUUCUUUCCUACGCAUCUAUCGCAGUCCCUUGGCCAGGGUUACAAAACGAAAGCAACAGAAAUCAGUGGCACCGUGGUGCGUUGAAUGGCUUGAAUCAUGGUUUGCGGCCUUACUUCUCACCACCCCGUUUUUCUUGUGGGCAAGAUUUCUUCUUGGAGUUGUAUUAUCCUAAAGGUGCAGCAUUAUGGCCCGAGGAAAAGCUCGUUUCUCAGAGCCCUCCUUGCCUAAUAUCUUCGAUGCACAAAUCCGAGUACAGAUUCCUGAAAACUUGUCAGAGCAGAGCAUACUCCGAUGCUUGGGGUAUGGUCAUUGUUACUGCUGGAUGGGAUGGAAGGAUCAGAUCAUUUCAUAAUUACGGACUACCAGUACCCCAUUGAAAUUCCUGGUUCAACAUUUUUUUCAAGAAAGGUUUAAAAUCCAGUUGGUGAAUUGCACUUUUCUGGUGGGCCUACGCCAGAUAUCCGCGCAUAAUCUCGUUAUAAUGCGAUCUGAGUUUAGCCGAUGAUGGAAUGUGAAUUUCGGGAAAAUCCCAACAUAAUCAUAUGAUUAUUCCCUUCAUUUUCCCUUGAGAAUUUUGCGCAAUCGGGCCCAAAAAAGUUAUUCAUGGGCUUAAUUUUAGCUAUUUGGAGAUAGCACAUCCAUGUGAUAGAAGCAAAUAUAAGCUUUGUGGGGUCUUGAGCGGAACCAUUUUUGAUCUCUUCCUCUUAAAUUUGUGUGGGAUUUGAUACCGAAAUUGGUGGGUUAUACAAUGAUUUAAAGUCUCCUGUCCUGUCCGCCAUUUGAAAGUCGACCCCAUGGUUAGGCCCAGCGACGUUUGGGUUAAGCGGAAAGGAAAAAUUGUCGAUGGGGCAUGAUCCUUUGGCCGGUGCUGAAAGUACAGAUGAACCCAUGUUCCUGUUUGGUUGCUAGUCAACAUCCAGUAUUACUCCAUCAAGCUGAGAAGGAUACAAUUUUUUGGGUUAUAAAAUACAGCCUCUGGGCGGGACUCAUUGGGAUUUAACCUAUGUAAAUAAAAAUUCGUUUUUUUUUUACCCAGAGAUAGCGAGCAUGUAUUUGGUUUAUUUUCAUCGCCUUUUCGCUCCGAGUUAAAGUUGAAACUUUUGUUGUAAAAUCGUUCGAUUUUUGUAAAGAUGGAAAUUUGGAACACAAAUUUUGGUCAUAGUAUUGAACAAA